This is a messenger RNA of Fragaria vesca subsp. vesca, 1738 nucleotides long. Its product is annotated as scarecrow-like protein 32-like. Gene Ontology annotation, molecular function: DNA-binding transcription factor activity; sequence-specific DNA binding. The record is from RefSeq and is a predicted model, not a curated record. The coding region runs from base 125 to 1480 and encodes 451 amino acids. Gene Ontology annotation, cellular component: nucleus. Lineage: Eukaryota; Viridiplantae; Streptophyta; Magnoliopsida; Rosales; Rosaceae. The transcript has a single exon. Gene Ontology annotation, biological process: regulation of DNA-templated transcription.
UAACUACAGGCCGCGUGUCCAGCAGCUUGCUAGCUAGCAUCUUUGACUCUCCCUCUUCCUCUCCAUCUUCAUUUUCCUUCUUCCCUGAUCCCCCAAAUCAACCCUAAUUUUUGUCACCAGAGCCAUGAAAACUGAAGUGAGAGUAGGAAGCAGUACGUCAAUUGCUGCUUUACAGAGUCCGAGUCUCUUGAUAAACAAUACCACCUCUCAGGGCGCCUCCCUCACCGGCGCCCUCAGAGGAUGCCUCGGAAGCCUCGAUGGGGCUUGCAUAGAGAAACUCUUGCUUCACUGUGCGAGUGCCCUAGAGAGCAACGAUGUCACUUUAGCUCAGCAAGUGAUGUGGGUGCUUAACAAUGUCGCUUCUUCUGUUGGUGACCCUAAUCAAAGGCUCACCUCCUGGAUCUUAAGGGCACUGAUCUCAAGAUCCUCCAGAAUUUGCCCCAGUGUGAACAGCUUUAACGGAGGCGGGGGUUCUAACCCUAGCAGUAGUAAUACUUCUACUAGCACCACCGCGGCAGAGAGGAGGCUGAUGACGGUGACGGAGCUAGCCGGGUAUGUUGAUCUAAUCCCAUGGCACAGGUUUGGAUAUUGUGCAUCCAACAGUGCAAUUUUCCAGGCAAUUCAAGGGUGCUCAAAGAUACAUAUCUUGGACUUUAGCAUUACCCACUGUAUGCAGUGGCCUACUCUCAUAGAUGCUCUGGGAAAAAGACCAGAAGGCCCUCCUGAAUCACUUAGAGUGACUGUUCCCUCUUGUAGGCCUCUAGUUCCUCCUUUGCUCAAUGUGUCAAUUGAAGAGGUCGGUCUUCGUUUGGGAAAUUUCUCCAGGUUUAGGGAUGUCCCAUUUGAGUUCAAUGUCAUCGAAAACUCGUCUUCUUUCGAGUUGUUAUUGAGCCAACUGAACCCUACUUCGUUAAAUCUCGACGACGACGAGGCCUUGGUAGUAAAUUGCCAAAACUGGUUACGCUAUUUGUCCGAUGAUGAGGGUAGUUCUAACAGUGCUCGUAACACUUUCCUUACCAUGAUUAGAUGUCUCAACCCUAGAAUCAUCGUCGUCGUGGACGAAGAUUCCGAUCUAAGUUCCCCGAGCCUCAGUUCGAGAAUCACCACAUGUUUUAACUACUUGUGGAUACCCUUUGAUUCCUUGGAAACUUUCUUGCCCAAAGAUAGUAACCAGAGGAUGGAGUACGAGUUCGACAUUGGUCAGAAGAUCGAGAACAUUAUCGGUUUCGAAGGAGUCCAGAGAAUAGAGAGGCUAGAGUCUGGCGUGACGGCGUCGCAGCGGAUGAGGAACGCCGGUUUCUUGAGCUCGCCGUUUUGUGAAGAGACUGUAGGGGAAGUGAAGACCUUGCUCGAUGAACAUGCUAGUGGCUGGGGAAUGAAACGUGAAGAAGAAAUGUUGGUACUGACUUGGAAAGGACACAACUCGGUUUUUGCCACAGCUUGGGUACCAAAUCAAACUGGGUUACUGUUGGAGGAUUAAUUUUGGGGUAAGUUUGUGUGUGGCUUCAAAGUGUCUGAGAGGCAAAGACAAAGAACAAAGCACGUAUGGUUUGCUUUCUUCUCUAUUCGUCAAAAGCUGCAAAAGUUAUGAUCGAGCACAAGACAAGGCAGAUGAUCAUCAUCAUCUUGUGUUUGAAUAAAAUGUUUUUUCUAUUUCACGAGCAGGAGUACGUUUGUAUUGAAGCUCUGGGAAAGCUAAGAAAUAUGAUUCAUGAUUCACAUGGAAGGCGAAGAGAGA